Molecule: messenger RNA, 1008 nt
Organism: Trichoderma asperellum CBS 433.97
Lineage: Eukaryota; Fungi; Ascomycota; Sordariomycetes; Hypocreales; Hypocreaceae
Biological process (GO): regulation of transcription by RNA polymerase II
Cellular component (GO): mediator complex; core mediator complex
Molecular function (GO): transcription coregulator activity
Source: RefSeq, a predicted model, not a curated record
AUGGACACAUACAUUGACAAUCGCUUUGAGCGCUUGGAAAAGGCUCUCGCUAAUCUCAUUGACUCGGUCACCAAGUACCACCCCUCCACCGUCCAGGCAGAGGAGCUCAAGACGGCCGACGAUGAGCUCUGCAAAGGCCUAGAAGAAGUGCAAACACAUCAAAACAACCACCUCAAGAUCCAGCAGCUUCGCCAGCUAUCCACGUCCUUGGACAGCCAAAUCCGCGAAACACUCACCAGCCUUGCGACAACCCGCAAAGACAUUGUCACCACUCAAGUCACCGUCUAUCCUUCUGAGCCAAACUACCCAAUCGUAUACGAAGAGCUGCUCAGCUAUGCUCGACGCAUCAGCAAAACGUCGAUGCCACCCUCCGCCAUAUUGAAUGCUCUGGCUUCGACGCAAGAGAGCCAGACACCCCUACCCGACUCCCAGACCCAAGCGGGCAUGACGCCCUCUGCUCAGACCCCGAAUCCCACACAAAGCCCUGCUCCUGUGAAUGGCGUACUGCCGUCUGGCCUGCCCGACCUGUCAUCUACACAACAAACCCAGACUUCUCAGCUGACCAGUCUGCCGGAGAAUAUGAGCCAGUUCCUCAAUCCUUUAUCGGGACAACUCUUCUUCCCAUGGCCCCUGGAAGACAAAAUUCGCUCUGGAGCCCUGGCGUCCAACCAAAUCCUGUUGGAGCAAGGCAUCGAUCCCAAAGGCUACGACCCCGUCGCGGAGGAGGAGCGCAAAGCCAAAGAAGAAGAGGAGCGCAAGGAGAAAGAAGAGAAGGAGAAGCAAGAGCGCGCCGAGCGCGAGCGACAGAGGAGGGAAGAGCUGGAACGCCUUCGAAAAGAAGAUUUACUACGGAGAGAAAAAGAACAGGCGGCAUUCCGAAGGGCAAGUACCGCUGCUGGCAUCUCUGGGGAUGCAGCCGUCAACGCGCCUCCCAGUGCAAGGCCCGAGAAGAAGCAGUUUCAGUUUACUAAUCUGGAUGACUUGGAUGACGACGACGAUGAGGAUUAG